AUGAAGCAAGAUUUGCAGGACACACCAAGGAUUGAGUACUUACAAGCUUACAUUGGUGCUGUGCUCAAAUCCAUUAGCGAUCCUCAUCGCAAGAGGUCUCCAAAACUCUCUGCUCAUUGGUACUCUGCUUUUCUCAAGGGCAACACACUUUCUUGGUUCCCAAGACAUCGCCCAAUUGCACAGAACUUCUCUUCUUCCUCCUAA
This is a messenger RNA of Microthlaspi erraticum, 204 nucleotides long. The record is from the annotation of a GenBank genome assembly. Lineage: Eukaryota; Viridiplantae; Streptophyta; Magnoliopsida; Brassicales; Brassicaceae.